AUGGGUCUCCCCGGGACCGCUCAAGGUCGCGAUGACGGCAAAAUAAUCGACCGGACUAUAUUCGGGGAGGAAUCACACAGCACGCAAAAUGAGAAAUCGGAGGUACGCGGCGCCAACGGCGACAAGUCACCAUAUGAUGCCGAAUCAACGCCCAGCGCCGACGGCUUUCAUGGGGACAUGUUCGACGACGAGAAAGAAUUGGCACAGCACCCCGACAGUGUAACGGAGGGUGCGGAAUUGGGUCUGCAGAAGGCGGAAGCAGCAGCACUCGUAUGGAGCUGGCCAGCCUUGGUUGGAAUAUAUGCUUGGAUCUGGAUCUGCACAUUUAUGUUGGCGUUUCACUCGAAUAUAAGCGGCUUCCUGAUCAACUACAUUCAGGGAGGGUUCAAGACCGCACCGCAGGUCUCAACGUCCUAUAUCCUCGCAAAUGUUGUGGGCGGUGUUCUCAAGCUGCCGCUUGGUAAGACCUUGAACUUGUGGGGUCGUGCGGAGGGCCUAGUCUUCUCGACCGGCAUUUACCUUCUCGGCAUGAUCAUUCUCGCCUCAUGUAAUGGUCCAGAUGGAUAUGCGGCAGGAUAUGUGCUGUACUGGAUCGGUUACUACUGCUUAUACCUGAUCUUGAAUGUUUUCGUCGCCGAUACCUCGGGUCUAAGGAACCGAGCGUUCGCCUUUGGAUUUAUGCAGACCCCGUUCAUCUGUACUGCGUUCACGGGCAGUCUUGCAGCAAACUCGAUAUACGCUAAAUACGGGUGGCGCUGGGGCUAUGGUAUCUUCUGUAUCGUGACGCCUUUUGUGUUCUUGCCCCUCGCCAUGGUUUUCAAGUACUUCGAGAAGAAGGCAGAGAAAAACGGAAUCUUCCGACGACAACCCAGUGGUCGCACCGUUGGACAGUCCAUUAUCCACUAUAUCCAUGAAUUCGAUGUUAUUGGUGCUUUCUUGCUCAUGGGUGGUUGGGUUAUGUUCCUCCUUCCGUUCAGUUUGGCGCAAUAUGGCCGAUCUACGUAUUCAAGCGCCAAGUUUAUUGCUCUCAUAAUCGUUGGAGUCUUCAUGUUGGGUAUCUUUGCAGCAUGGGAGAAAUGGGGUGCACGAACCCACUUUAUCCGCUGGGAGUUAAUCAAGCGGCCGACAAUUCUAGGCGCAUGCACACUCGCAGCCGUGCUAUUUUUCAGCUUCGAACUCUGGGACCAGUACUUCUACAACUACAUCCUGAUCUCCUACGAUAUUUCGCCAGUCCAUGCAAAUUACAUGCUCCAGAUCUACAACGUCGGCUCGUGCUUCUUUUCUCCCGUUAUCGGAGCCGUCAUCUGGGCCACUUCCCGCUUCAAAUACAUCUCCCCGCUCAUGAUCCUCGGCUCCGGGCUGAUGAUCUACUUCCGUGGUGCAGACCACGGCAUUGGCUACGUUGUCAUGUGUCAGAUCUUCAUCGCCUUCGCCGGCGGUACGCUCGUUAUUGGCGAGGACAUGGCCGUUAUGGCAGCAGGUGGCCGCGAGGGCACUCCGAUGAUGCUGGCCCUCAUCGGAUUGUUCUCCAAUAUCGGCGGUGCGAUUGGCCUGGCUGUUGGCGCUGCUAUCUACAACAAUGUCUUUGUCAACACCCUCACGACACAAUUGCCGGACGACUUGAAGGCCAAUGCCACCCAGAUCUACCUUGGUGGUAUCACUGUGCAGUCCACUUACCCAUGGGGAACGCCUCUUCGCGAAGCUGUCGCCUACACGUGGGGCUACGCCCAGCGCUUGAACUGCAUUGCUUCUACUGCCAUCUUGGCUUUGGCUAUUCCUUGCAUUCUGGUCUGGAAGAACUAUGAUGUAAACCUGAAGCAGAACAAGGGUAGAAUGAUUUUCUAA
Penicillium mononematosum is the source of this 1845-nucleotide messenger RNA. RefSeq names its product putative siderochrome-iron transporter (gene sit2). Bases 1 to 1845 code for a protein of 614 amino acids. The transcript has 4 exons. The record is from RefSeq and is a predicted model, not a curated record. NCBI's taxonomy places the organism in Eukaryota, Fungi, Ascomycota, Eurotiomycetes, Eurotiales, Aspergillaceae. Gene Ontology annotation, biological process: transmembrane transport. Gene Ontology annotation, molecular function: transmembrane transporter activity.